AUGGCUCGGGGCCAUAAAAAUCCGUCCACGUCAUUGGGUGCCGCUGAAGGCCCGUCGCACCGAGCUCUGGGGGAAGGCCAGGAAGCCGUGUCCAAAUAUGGUCAGAUGACAGGAGUCCCAGAAUCCUCCUCGUCAGUGUCCCAAUCGCUUUGGCAGGUGCCCCACAGAACAACCCCCCAGCCUGUGGAUGUGUGCGUGCGUUGUCUAAGGGCCACCAGAGACAAGCUUCCCAGGGGCUUCUACAGCAUCAGCGUGGCCCUUCACAGCCACCUCGGAGGCCCCGCUCUCGCCUGGACUAACAAGAAGGACCAACAAGAAUGGACUGUGUCCACAGAUCCUGUUGAGCACCAGGGCCACGUCUACGACACAGACCUGCACAUCAACCAGAACCUGGUCAUGAUCUUACCGCCAACCUGUGAGCUUCUGCCCUCCAUGGUCUUCGUGUUCCAACUGAUUGCAUCACCCGGGCAGAUUGGCUACAUGAAGUCAGUUCUGGCUUGGGGGGCGUUUCCGGUUUGUGGAUCGAGGCUCGGGCCGGUCCAAGGCAGGUACAAAACUCCACUCCUUCGAGGAGAGCCCCACAGCCAGGUGGAUCAGUUUUGGAAAAUUGAAGCCCUUAUGUCCUCAGAUCUCGAUCACUGGCUGUGUAACAUGUACUUUCAGAUAAAGACCCUCCCACCAGGAACAUCCGGGGCACCAGAGUGUUCAAUCCCCCCGCAGACACCGCCUUUAAACACUUCUGCCGUGCUGCAACCCGCGGUCAGGCACAGCCGACCACAAUCCAAACGGGAUCCACGACCCAUCCAUCCUCAGUCCCAGUUGAACCCGCUCCACGCCGGCCCCAGCAGUGGAGCACGAGAGCCCGCAGUGAUGCAUUCUCCCCGGGGCUCCGCCUUCCACCUGUCAGCCGAUUCCCCUUGUUCGUCAUCAUCUCUGCCAGGGCAUUGGCACAUGGGGAUUGUUGCUGGCCUUGAGUGCCUGAAGAGGCUGGAGUCGUGGCAGCUCCAGUGCUCCGAGUUCACGGACGUAGCCCUCAAGCUGUUGCACGCUGCCUCUGCCUCUGCUACAGUCCUACACGUCGAGGCCUCGUGGAAUGACGAGCAAACGCAUCCCUAUUCACAGCGGGCCAAACAGUUGUUGUUGGGAAAGAUUCUUCUCCACACGUCAUUUGGUCAAGCAAUCGUCCUCACGGGGAGAAAGAGGGGAGUGGGCUUCACUGCCAGAUUGCCCUAUGAAAACGAAUGGCGCUUUUAUCGGGCCCGGCUGGUUCACGACUUCCUGGGUCGGUCUCAGGAGAGGCCGAGGAGGCGGGCGGCGGGGGAGAGGAGCAGGUUCAAAAGACGGAGCGUGGCGCUCAUUAGCAUACAUCAGUAUGAGUAUUUUGCAACUUCAAGCAGAAAGGCACUAAGCCCACCCAAGGGCAACGCAGGCAGGGGCUGA
This is a messenger RNA of Nerophis ophidion (straightnose pipefish), 1440 nucleotides long. RefSeq lists its product as uncharacterized. The record is from RefSeq and is a predicted model, not a curated record. Bases 1 to 1440 code for a protein of 479 amino acids. Gene Ontology annotation, cellular component: perinuclear region of cytoplasm. NCBI's taxonomy places the organism in Eukaryota, Metazoa, Chordata, Actinopteri, Syngnathiformes, Syngnathidae. The transcript is spliced from 10 exons.